Molecule: messenger RNA, 1218 nt
Organism: Vigna umbellata (rice bean)
Lineage: Eukaryota; Viridiplantae; Streptophyta; Magnoliopsida; Fabales; Fabaceae
Product: putative lactoylglutathione lyase, chloroplastic
Cellular component (GO): cytoplasm
Molecular function (GO): metal ion binding; lactoylglutathione lyase activity
Source: RefSeq, a predicted model, not a curated record
CUACCUUCACUUCACUCUGUUUUCUUGCCAUGGCUUCUUCCUUUCGUCCCUCAAUUUCUUCCUUCAUGUUACCCUCCCUUUCUUCUUGCAACCCUUCUCAAAAGUUCUCUCUUUUUCAUCUGGGUAGCGGUAUUAGACGGUUUCAUGAUUUUGGCCUGAAACCUUCUAAGUUUUUGAGGCAUGAUGAUGAUAACUGCAUGAGGGCGAAGGCAUCUGGGAACACGUCCUCAAUUGCUGCACCAGAAAAUGCCCUGGAUUGGGUCAAACAUGACAAGAGAAGAAUGCUUCAUGUUGUGUAUCGUGUUGGGGACUUGGACAAGACCAUAAAAUUUUAUACAGAGUGCCUGGGAAUGAAGUUGCUCAGACAGCGUGACAUGCAAGAGCAGAGACAUACUAAUGCCUUUCUUGGAUAUGGGCCUGAGGAUGCACACUUUGCUGUUGAACUCACAUACAAUUAUGGGAUUGACAAGUAUGACAUUGGAGAUGGAUUUGGUCAUUUUGGUCUUGCUGUUGAUGAUAUCUCAAGAAUAGUGGAACUUGUCAGAGCUAAGGGUGGAAAAAUUACUAGAGAGCCUAUGCUUGUCAAGGGAGGCAACUCAGUAAAUGCAUUUAUUGAAGAUCCUGAUGGUUAUCAAUUUGAACUUUUAGAAAGGGCUCCCUCUCCCGAGCCUUUGUGCAAAGUAAUGCUUCGAGUUUGUGAUCUUGACCGUUCCAUCAAAUUUUAUGAGAAGGCUUUUGGUAUGGAGCUACUUCGAACACAGGAUGAUCCAGAAUCCAAGAACACAAUAGCAAUACUGGGAUAUGGUCCAGAGGAAAAAUGUACUGUCCUGGAGUUGACUUACAACUAUGGAGUCACGAAAUAUGAUAAAGGAGAUGCUUAUGCUCAGAUUGCAAUUGCUACAGAUGAUGUGUACAAAACUGCCGAAGCAAUUAAACUUGCAGGAGGGAAGAUUACUCGGGAACCUGGACCAAUACCUGACAUAAAGACAAAGAUCACAUCAUGUGAGGAUCCAGAUGGUUGGAAAACUGUUUUUGUAGAUAAUAUUGACUUCAGCAGGGAGCUGGAGUAGUUUUUAUGAGUCAUCAUGGCAAUUUUGAGACUUGCUCAAAAUUUGGGGCGAGGAGAAUAUUUGUUUAAUAUUUUUUUAUUUAAUUUAGUUUUUUUGGAAAUCUUUCAUUCUUUAAAAACAUCUUUUAUACGAAGAUAAAAAUAUAUUU